This is a messenger RNA of Hemicordylus capensis (graceful crag lizard), 1181 nucleotides long. RefSeq names its product sulfotransferase 6B1-like. The record is from RefSeq and is a predicted model, not a curated record. Gene Ontology annotation, biological process: sulfation. Bases 96 to 1040 code for a protein of 314 amino acids. The transcript is spliced from 7 exons. Lineage: Eukaryota; Metazoa; Chordata; Lepidosauria; Squamata; Cordylidae. Gene Ontology annotation, molecular function: sulfotransferase activity. Gene Ontology annotation, cellular component: cytoplasm.
UUGUUAAGUGAUCUGUAUAAACUGGUCUGUUCAAGAAUAAUUGCUCAUAUCUCUGCUUCGGUGAGCAUCAGAUUCACAUCCUAUGAGACACAAACAUGUCAACGAACAGGAAACAUGUUGCUGAAUUUCUGGAAAAUGUGUCAACUGAUUGUGCCCAGUUAACCCCAGAAGAGAGUUACUUUUCUUAUAAGGGGGUUUUGUAUCCUAUUUCUGUUUACAGCCAAGAAACUUUCCAAGCUCUUGAGACCUUUGAAGCCAGGAAAGAUGAUGUGAUCUUGGCAGGAUAUCCUAAAACGGGCACUAACUGGCUUGAUCACAUUCUAAACAGCUUGGAAAGUACAGCUGCAAAAUAUACGGAUGAGCAAAUGAAAAAGAGAAUUGCUCUUGAAAAGGAACUGGAGAUGACUCCACGUCUUGAGGGUGGGGAUCCAGACAAAUUUAAGAGGAUGGAGAAAUUACCUUCCCAAAGGGUCAUAAUCACUCAUCUUUCUCCUCAUUCACUACCCAAGUCUAUUUUCAGAAAUAAAGCCAAGGUACUGGUGCUGAUUCGGAAUCCAAAAGACACAAUGGUGUCUUAUUUUCAUUUCACCAAUAACAUGUUUUGCUUUCCUAAUUACAAAUGGGAUGAAUUUUUCUCUGAUUUUAUGAAUGGGAAAGUGGGUUAUGGAUCCUAUUUUGACCAUCUAGUUCAAUGGGACAAUUAUAUGGAAGAUGAAAACGUUAUGGUCAUAAGCUAUGAAGAACUGAAGGAGAAUCUGAAUUUGGGAUUGAAAAAAAUAGCCAAAUUCUUUGGGUUUUCCCUGACGGAAGAAGAGAUUCAAAGUGUUGCAGAAAAGAGCAGCUUUAAAGCUAUGAAAGAGAAAGGCUCAGAAACCCAUGGAGUACAUGGAGAUGUUUUCUUCCGCAAAGGAAUUGUUGGCGACUGGAAAAGUCUCCUCUCAGAAUCACAGAGCCAAGAAAUGGAUAGAAGAUUUGAAGAAAGUGUUGCAGGAACAAAAAUAGGAGCAAAGCUCAAGUAUGAGGUUUACUGCAAAGUCUGAGGAUACUGACAACUCCUUUUGAAGGGUUGCCUAUCUCCUGAACUGUAUCCUGAAAAAGAAUUUGCUCUGUCUCUUUUUGUGCACCAGUUAAAAUAUGGUUAUUCAGCCUUGUUGUUCCCUGUUAUAAAUGCAAUAUAACCA